Messenger RNA from Ornithorhynchus anatinus (platypus), 3353 nucleotides. It is a transcript of the gene FGF9, whose product is annotated as fibroblast growth factor 9. The record is from RefSeq and is a predicted model, not a curated record. Gene Ontology annotation, cellular component: cytoplasm. Bases 56 to 682 code for a protein of 208 amino acids. Gene Ontology annotation, molecular function: growth factor activity; fibroblast growth factor receptor binding. Lineage: Eukaryota; Metazoa; Chordata; Mammalia; Monotremata; Ornithorhynchidae. The transcript has 3 exons. Gene Ontology annotation, biological process: positive regulation of epithelial cell proliferation; regulation of cell migration; lung development.
CCCCCCACCCCCUUCACCAUUGUUCGUCCCCGGUCUCGGCGAGCAGGGCCUCCCGAUGGCUCCCCUCGGCGAAGUUGGAAACUAUUUCGGGGUGCAGGACGCGGCUCCGUUCGGGAACGUGCCCGUCCUGCCGGCGGACAGCCCGGUGCUGCUGAGAGACCACCUGGGCCAGUCGGAGGCGGGGGCGCUGCCUCGGGGACCUGCCGUCACGGACCUGGAUCACUUAAAGGGGAUUCUCAGGCGGAGGCAGCUCUACUGCAGGACUGGCUUUCACUUAGAAAUCUUCCCCAAUGGCACAAUCCAGGGCACCCGGCAAGACCACAGCCGAUUCGGUAUUCUGGAAUUUAUCAGUAUAGCGGUAGGCCUGGUCAGCAUACGUGGUGUGGACAGCGGACUCUACCUCGGCAUGAAUGAGAGAGGGGAGCUGUACGGAUCGGAAAAGUUAACCCAGGAAUGUGUAUUCAGAGAGCAGUUUGAAGAAAACUGGUAUAACACUUACUCAUCGAAUCUCUAUAAACACGUGGACACCGGGAGGCGAUACUAUGUUGCAUUAAAUAAAGACGGGACUCCAAGAGAAGGGACCAGGACUAAGCGGCAUCAAAAAUUUACACAUUUUUUACCCCGGCCAGUGGACCCGGAGAAAGUACCUGAACUAUAUAAGGAUAUUUUAAGCCAAAGUUGACAAAGACAAUUCCUUCACUUGAGCCUUUAAAAAGUAACCACUAUAAAGGUUUCAUGCGGUGGGUUCUUAUCGAUUAGCUGUGUCAUCACAUCAGCUCCACUGUUGCCAAACUUUGUCGCAUGCAUAAUGUAUGAUGGAGGCUUGGAUGGAACAUGCUGAUUUUUGUUCUGCACUUAGAGGUUGGUCCUCCUGGAGGAGGAGAACCUGCGCCCACUUGCUUGAUUAUUGUGAAAGAGAGGAGAGGGUGGGAGGAGAGGAAAGAGAGAGGGAGAUGGGGAGGGAGAGAGAGAGAGAGAGAGAAUGACGGCGUGAGUGAACGUGUGCGAGAGGGAGAUUUGGAGAAACAGAAGCGAAGAGGAGAAAGGCCUGAUGCAUGCUGGGAAAUAGGCCCGCUUUUCAAUUUUUGAUCAGUUGUACUUCAUCAUAUAUCAGCAUAGCUGCCAUACUUGGACUCAUCAGGAUUUUUGGCUGGUGGCAUUUACAAAAGCGUGGAGAGUGCAGUCUCGUUAAACAAAAGACUUUUCAGUUAACGCUCGCCGGUGUCACCCCGGUGGGCCUAGAGCAAAGACCUCUUAGUAGAAAUAAAAAGUUAAAUUUAUUUAUAGAAAUUCCAAAGGCAACAUUUUAUUUAUUUUAUAUAUUUAUUUAUUAUAUAGAGUUUAUUUUUAAUGAAACCUGUACAGGCCAGAUAGGCAUUUUGGAAGCGCCAGGCUCUGUCGACGUUCCGUGGCUGUCUUCUCCGACAGUGGGGUGAACUCAUGCCAGGGAACCGGCCGGGGCGUGGAUGGAGGCCAGGCGUUCUCGGGACCCCGGUGUCCUCCCGGCGACAAUCUCUCUUGUGCCCACAUAAUUGUAAAAGUCCGCACAUUACUCCUGACACUGAGUAUUCACUCUUCUGACUGCUUGUUUCCUAGCUGAUCCCCCUCCCUCCCUCCCUCCCACCCCCCCCGCAGAGGAUUAAAGAUCAAACUGGGUCUUGAACUUCUGUUCUGUGUCUGUAAUGUUUCCUCUCUCAAGGGGUGUCCUAUCCCCUCGUUGUGACUGCGCAGUCGUGGAAAAUAGAAGGGUUGGUAGAGAGUGUCCUCGUUCAAGCUUAUGGCAGAGGAUACCAAAGCUAAACGAAAACUCUGUCUUAUCCUAGCAGGGCUCCAGCCCGUAGGGCUAAAAAUCUACCAUUGUACUCACCGGAGACGGUGAGAAAGCAAUAGAAAAAACCAACGCGAAAACAGCUUCCCUAGCCCUGAAUUUGUCUUCGAGGGACAAGGAUCAGGUUAACGUGUCCCUCUUCUAAACUUUUUAUUUUUGUACCUGGCUGGUAACUAGGAAACGAUACCAGUUCUGCGGGGGCUUCUGUAACAUCUCUGAUGGAAAAUUGUUUUCCGUGUGAACUGUCAGAACGCCUGAUGGAAGCUCCCUUCUUAGAGUAAAAGUGUGCAAAAUGAAACGAAUACAUCUUUAUCCUUACUGACAACGGGGGGUUGAGGGGGUGGCCCCGGGGGAGUAUAUUAUAGCCGAUUGGGUUUUGUUUCUCAAAAUGGACUCCACAGCACUCUGGCUUUCUGAUGAGGAAGGGUCUCUUUUACAAGGUUUUUAUCACAUUUGAUUUAUGGUAUAAAGCAUAGGAACACGUCUUUCUUUCAAGCAAUAAUUCUGGGCCUUGCCCCAGGCAAGAGAGAACCAUUCUGACUCUGCGUGAAGAGCAGUAGAGCCAAAUUCUUACAGCAAUACUGAACGACGUGGAAAAGGGCACCCUUGGGCCUGCUCCUCACCCUUCCGGCCAGGGACUCGGAAAUGCGGGCGUGUGGGGAGGCAGCCGUUGGGUUGGGAUGCCCCACUGGCUUUCUGCCUGCGGGGGUGGGAUUCCCGUUGGCUUCCUGCCGAGUGGGUGGUCUGGCUGGGUCUGGGGCCGCUCCUGCUCCCCACCGGUGAAAGUCCCGGGGCAGCCGUCGCACCCAGAGACCGUCAGCUGCCAGCCUGGGCACGGGCGGCCUCUCCGGCAUUCGGGAAAGCUUCGAUUGGUCACGGCGGCAGCGUGCCGAUACGCAUCGCGAGGAAAUGGAAGCUAACCCGGUGGGAUCAGGUAGCCACUGGGGCCCAGGGGGGUGGGAGCGGGAGCCAAAAGAACAGAAAGAAAUGUCAUAACAGGAAAAGUAGAGUCGUCCUCUCGUUGACUGGCCCAGGUUCGUCUGAACAGGCUGUGGAGAGCUGCAUUUUAGCAGCGGAGCUCAGAGUGACUGCUUCUGCUACGUAUGUGCGAUCCCAUUUCCGUUUCCCACAAAACUUUUGGGUGGAAAAAGAACCGUAUCGGGCCCUACAGGAGAACCAAGCUUCUAGAGUGUCACCAAGUUCAACGUCCUGCUCUGAAGGGGGCAAUUUCAAAAAAAAAAAAUGCAAAAAGGAUCAUUAAAGUAGCAUCGAACCAGCACUCCAUCCAGAAGGGUAGAAAAGUUCAUGGAAAAGGCCACGCAUUUGGAGUUGGUACAAGAAAUCUCCUUUAAUGUAGUUUUGAGGGGGGCUUGGCAAGAGGAAGUUAAUUUUGUUUUGGUAUCUAUUUAAAAAAGACGAAAAAGAAAAAUAAAUGUUAUAUGCUUUUGGCAACUGAUACAAUAAAGUGUAAUGGAUUGAUUCCAAUACCCUCAGCGGUGUGUAAAUAAAUACGUACUGACUUAUG